Molecule: messenger RNA, 581 nt
Organism: Trichomonas vaginalis G3
Lineage: Eukaryota; Parabasalia; Trichomonadida; Trichomonadidae
Product: organellar and viral DNA polymerase type B
Exons: 1
Source: RefSeq, a predicted model, not a curated record
AUGAGUAUAGCUGCAUAUGCGUAUGAAGCUGACAGAGCUAAACGUUUAUAUUUUGGUCAAUACUCUCUCACACUUACUGACAAAUAUAUUGUUAUCACUGAUGGAAAUACUGAGAAAUACAUAACAUGGAAGGACUAUGAAAAGUUUGACCCUAUUUUAACUCCAUGUACUAUGCCGUUUAUAAAGGACGGUGAAAUUAUUGAAAAAGAUAAUACAACCGUAUAUAGGUCUGUUUAUGAAGCAUUAGAAUAUAUGUUGAAUCAUAACCCAAAAAGAUUUGACCCAAGCACUACACCAUGUGCAAUGCCUUUUAUUAAGGACGGUGAAAUCGUAAGAGUUCCGGAUUCAACGGUUUACACAGCUGUUCAAAACAGUUUACAAAACAUUUUAGCGAAUAUCUUUAAUUCAGAAACUACAGAAAUAAAAUUACCGUAUAUAACAGAUGCUAAAGAAAUUAAAUCAAAAACGACAACAUUAUUUACGUCACUUAAUGAUUUAAUGACUUAUAUCAUUAAUAUUCCUGCACCAACUACAGCAUUUGAUCCAAACUCGACGGUUUGCAGUGUACCUUUCAUAAAUGA